Molecule: messenger RNA, 2983 nt
Organism: Zootoca vivipara (common lizard)
Lineage: Eukaryota; Metazoa; Chordata; Lepidosauria; Squamata; Lacertidae
Source: RefSeq, a predicted model, not a curated record
GGCCUCCAUUCACAUUCCCGGACGAGGAGCAGGUCUGCAGAGGAGGAGGAAAAAGAGAAAACAAAUAGGAGUUCCUCCCCUCUUCGCCCCCCAAAGCAGGCAAUGGAGAAGACAGGCAGAAUUCUGGGGGGCCACGUUCAAUGGGAAUAACAAAGAAAGCAUUUAAAUACAUGGAGUGUGAAAAUAGAGAGGAGAAGCAGUUUGAAAGAAUGGAGUGUGAGAAGAUCUUCAGUGACAGUGGAACACUUAGAAAACAUCAACAGACUCACACUGGGGAGAAACCAUUUAAAUGCAUGGAGUGUGGAAGGAGCUUUAUUGAUGGUACAGCAUUGACUAACCACCAUCAAACUCACACAGGGGAGAAACCAUUUAAAUGCAUGGAGUGUGGAAAGAGCUUCAGUCAGAGUGGAAAACUUAGAAUUCAUCAACGGACUCACACAGGGGAGAAACCAUUUGUAUGCAUGGAGUGUGGAAAGGGCUUCACUUCUAAUCAAGUACUUAGAACUCAUCAACGGACUCAUACGGGGGAGAAACCAUUUAAAUGCCUGGUGUGUGGAAAGAGCUUCAGUCGCAAUGGACACCUUAGAAUACAUCAACGGAUUCACACAGGGGAGAAACCAUUUAAAUGUAUGGAGUGCGGGAAGAGCUAUAUUGAUGGUACAGCAUUGACUAACCACCAUCAAACUCACACAGGGGAGAAACCAUUUAAAUGCCUGGUGUGUGGAAAGAGCUUCAGUCGCAAUGGACACCUUAGAAUUCAUCAACGGACUCACACAGGGGAGAAACCAUUUAAAUGUAAGGAGUGCGGGAAGAGCUUCCAUCAGAGUGGACACCUUACAAUUCAUCAUCAAACUCACACAGGGGAGAAACCAUUUAAAUGUAAGGAAUGUGGAAAGAGCUUCAGUAGAUGUGACAGCCUUAAUUUACAUAAUCAAACUCACAAAGGGGAAAAACUCUUUGAAUGUAUAGUGUGUGGAAAGAGCUUCAGUCAGAGUAGAAAUCUUAGAAUUCAUCAACGGACUCACACAGGGGAGAAACCAUUUGUAUGCAUGGAGUGUGGAAAGGGCUUCACUUCUAAUCAAGUACUUAGAACUCAUCAACGGACUCAUACGGGAGAGAAACCAUUUAAAUGCAUGGUGUGUGGAAAGAGCUUCAGUCGCAAUGGACACCUUAGAAUUCAUCAACGGAUUCACACAGGGGAGAAACCAUUUAAAUGUAUGGAGUGCGGAAAGAGCUUCAGUGAGAGUGGACACCUUAGAAUUCAUCAACGGACUCACACAGGGGAGAAACCAUUUAAAUGUAUGGAGUGUGGAAAGAGCUUCAGUGCGAGUGGAUAUCUUAGAAUUCAUCAACGGACUCACACAGGGGAGAAACCAUUUAAAUGUAUGGAGUGUGGAAAGAGCUUCAAUAACAGUGGAAAGCUUAGAAUUCAUCAACGGACACACAUGGGAGAGAAACCAUUUGAAUGUCUGGAGUGUGGAAAGAGCUUCACUGACAGUGGAUAUCUUAGAAUUCAUAAACGGACUCACACAGGAGAGAAACCAUUUAAAUGUCUGGAGUGUGGAAAGAGCUUCAGUCAGAGUGGACACCUUAGAAUUCAUCAACAGACUCACAUGGGGGAGAAACCAUUUGUAUGCAUGGAGUGUGGAAAGGGCUUCACUUCUAAUCAAGUACUUAGAACUCAUCAACGGACUCAUACGGGGGAGAAACCAUUUAAAUGCCUGGUGUGUGGAAAGAGCUUCAGUCGCAAUGGACACCUUAGAAUUCAUCAACGGAUUCACACAGGGGAGAAACCAUUUAAAUGUAUGGAGUGCGGGAAGAGCUAUAUUGAUGGUACAGCAUUGACUAACCACCAUCAAACUCACACAGGGGAGAAACCAUUUAAAUGCCUGGUGUGUGGAAAGAGCUUCAGUCGCAAUGGACACCUUAGAAUUCAUCAACGGACUCACACAGGGGAGAAAGCAUUUAAAUGUAUGGAGUGUGGAAAGAGCUUCAGUGCGAGUGGACACCUUACAAUUCAUCAUCAAACUCACACAGGGGAGAAACCAUUUAAAUGUAAGGAAUGUGGAAAGAGCUUCAGCAGAUGUGACAGCCUUAAUUUACAUAAUCAAACUCACAAAGGGGGAAAACUCUUUGAAUGUAUAGUGUGUGGAAAGAGCUUCAGUCAGAGUAGAAAUCUUAGAAUUCAUCAACGGACUCACACAGGGGAGAAACCAUUUGUAUGCAUGGAGUGUGGAAAGGGCUUCACUUCUAAUCAAGUACUUAGAACUCAUCAACGGACUCAUACGGGGGAGAAACCAUUUAAAUGCCUGGUGUGUGGAAAGAGCUUCAGUCGCAAUGGACACCUUAGAAUUCAUCAACGGAUUCACACAGGGGAGAAACCAUUUAAAUGUAUGGAGUGCGGAAAGAGCUUCAGUGAGAGUGGACACCUUAGAAUUCAUCAACGGACUCACACAGGGGAGAAACCAUUUAAAUGCAUGGAGUGUGGAAAGAGCUUCAGUCAGAGUGGAAAACUUAGAAUUCAUCAACGGACACACACGGGGGAGAAACCAUUUAAAUGUAUGGAGUGUGGAAAGAGCUUCAAUAACAGUGGAAAGCUUAGAAUUCAUCAACGGACACACACGGGGGAGAAACCAUUUGAAUGUCUGGAGUGUGGAAAGAGCUUCACUGACAGUGGAUAUCUUAGAAUUCAUAAACGGACUCACACAGGAGAGAAACCAUUUAAAUGUAUUGAGUGUGGAAAGAGCUUCAGUCAGAGUGGACACCUUAGAAUUCAUCAACAGACUCACAUGGGGGAGAAACCAUUUAAAUGCAUGGAAUGUGGAAAGAGCUUUAUUGAUGGUAGAGCAUUGACUAACCAUCAUCAAACUCACACGGGGGAGAAACCAUUUAAAUGCAUGGAGUGUGGAAAAAGCUUCAGUAGAAGUGACAGCCUUAAUUUACAUAAACAAACCCACACGGAAAAAACCAUUUGAAUGUAUGG